This is a messenger RNA of Fusarium musae, 726 nucleotides long. RefSeq lists its product as uncharacterized. Gene Ontology annotation, biological process: ribosome biogenesis; rRNA pseudouridine synthesis; snRNA pseudouridine synthesis. The record is from RefSeq and is a predicted model, not a curated record. Gene Ontology annotation, cellular component: box H/ACA snoRNP complex. The transcript is spliced from 2 exons. Lineage: Eukaryota; Fungi; Ascomycota; Sordariomycetes; Hypocreales; Nectriaceae. The coding region runs from base 1 to 726 and encodes 241 amino acids. Gene Ontology annotation, molecular function: box H/ACA snoRNA binding.
AUGGCCGCCGAGAAGCCCGAUAAGAAGGAGAAGAAGGACAAGAAGAGAAGCGACGAGUCCGGCGUCUCAAAGUCCAAGAAGGAGAAGAAGGAUAAGAAGGACAAGAAGGAGAAGCUCGCCGCCGCCCUUGAGGAGAAGCUCCAGCAGGAUGCCCCCGUCGCUGCCGCUGCUGCUGCCAACAUGGACGAGGAUUCUGAUGCUGAAGAGGAGAAGGCCGCUGAGCUGCCUCUUGAGCGCGUUGUCGUUCCUUUCGCCCUCCCCGUGGCGGAUGAGAAGGGCAUGAAGAAGGUUUAUAAGACCAUCCGAAAGGCCGCCAAGAACAACACCCUGAAGCGCGGUGUCAAGGAGGUCGUCAAGACUCUCCGAAAGUCUCCCCCUUCCGCCCCCGGCAACACCUCUUUCCCCGGCGUUGUCAUCAUCGCCGGCGACAUCUCUCCCAUGGACGUCAUCUCUCACCUCCCCGUGCUGUGCGAGGACCACAAUGUGCCCUUCAUCUUCGUCACGUCGCGCGCCGAGCUCGGCGCUGCCGCCAAGACCAAGCGCCCUACAUCUGUGGUCAUGAUCAUGGAGAAGGCCGAGGGCAAGAAGUCAAAGGACAAGUCCGCUGACAAGGACGGCGAGGAUGAUGGUGAGGCGUUCGGCGAGAGCUACGCGUCCCUCGUCAAGUACGUGCAGAAAGAGUAUGGCAAGCAGGCUUUCUGGGUCAAGGGUGGAACCAAGUACUAG